AAUAACAAAACUAAAGAAACAAUAUGGCUGAGAUUAAGAUUACCUAUUUCAACACAAAAGGAAGAGCAGAGAUUUCAAGACUUAUCUUGGCGUACGCUGGGGUCAGGUAUACAGAUGAGAGAGUAAACAACUUCCCUGAGAUCAAGGCUACUCUACCCUUCGGUCAACUCCCUGUGCUAACCUACAAAGGAACUGUUAUUGCUCAAAGUUUAACUAUGGCCAGGUUCCUGGCUAAUGAGUACGGGCUGACCGGAAGCUCUAACCUGGAAGCAGCUCAAGCAGAUGAAAUAGUAGAUUCAGCUCUAGAUAUCAUGAAUGCUGGGAUACCACUUAUGAGGUGUAAAGAUGAGGAGGAGAAGAAGGUUCUAGAGAAGGUGUACUUCGCCAAGGUCAUGGAGUACUUCACUAGGAUGGAGAACAUACUUGUCACCAGGGGCGGACAGUUCUUUGUCGGGAACGCCCUCACCUGGGCGGAUCUUAUGAUCUUCGCCUUUGGAGAUCUCUUGAAGGAUAUGAAUGCUGCUGCUUUGAAUGGAUUUCCAGUGAUCACUGAUCUCCUCCGAAGGAUCGCUGAGAUACCAAAUAUUAAGAAAUGGUUGGAGACAAGACCAAAAAGUUCUUAAAUAACAAAUAACAAUUAUAUGAACUUGAGAUAAAUAACAAUUAUAUUAACAUGGACUAGAAAAAUUAAACUAAACUAUUAUUCAAUUUAA
Eurytemora carolleeae is the source of this 713-nucleotide messenger RNA. Its product is annotated as hematopoietic prostaglandin D synthase. NCBI's taxonomy places the organism in Eukaryota, Metazoa, Arthropoda, Copepoda, Calanoida, Temoridae. Bases 24 to 623 code for a protein of 199 amino acids. Gene Ontology annotation, molecular function: glutathione transferase activity. The transcript is spliced from 4 exons. Gene Ontology annotation, biological process: glutathione metabolic process. The record is from RefSeq and is a predicted model, not a curated record.